Exophiala spinifera is the source of this 486-nucleotide messenger RNA. RefSeq lists its product as uncharacterized. Bases 1 to 486 code for a protein of 161 amino acids. The transcript is spliced from 2 exons. NCBI's taxonomy places the organism in Eukaryota, Fungi, Ascomycota, Eurotiomycetes, Chaetothyriales, Herpotrichiellaceae. The record is from RefSeq and is a predicted model, not a curated record.
AUGCGUGUCGGCAAAAAUGCCUUUGCGGGGAAGAUGGUCCUUGGCUUUGAGUUUAACGGCUUGGUACGGAGUCCUUCUGAAGUCCAGCUUUCCCUACGGAGACGAGGCAUGUUCCACGCCCUAAUUCGAACUCACCACAUAACAUCGCGCAAAAAAGCUGCCGCUCUCAAAACUGCGGCAAAGACUCUCCAAUGCUUCGCUCUUCUACGGUCAGGAGGUGUGCCUGGGGUGAUGUAUGUACAGGGCCAUGAGCGAGCCGCCGUGCAAAAAUGGGUCGACACUGUCCAUGACUUACGAUACAAGGAUUACCAAUUAGUGGCACCGGUGAAGGCAUUGGCCAAGUGUCAGGACAAGCCGCAGAACAACGAUGACAGCCCCGCGGGCACCUUGGUCGAAGUUGACUCCGUCAAGGAAAUGGCAUCACAGAUGGAAAUACGAGGGUUGCUGAGAUGGUGGCGUGUUGCAAUGGGUUUUGCCCAUGAAUGA